AUGUCAACUCCACUAUCUCUUGCCUUAUCCUCCCUCCCUGCCCUUACGAAAAGUCAGCGCCCCAUUCCUGUCGCCGUUCCAUUACUUCUGUUGUCAACGCCAGCGACCGUUGGGUGGAGGAUGUUCACGGUGGCGGCGGAGAUGGACGGAGACAACUGGGACCUCGGCGCAGUGGUGCGGAGCUGUCGCCCGUCGGGGUCGUCGGCAGCAAGGGACGCCGUGUGGGCGUUCCCGCCGCUUCCAGAGCCCUUUCAGGCGGUGGAGGGCGGCCAAGGCGGCGUCUUUGUCUCCAGAUCCUCUCGCUCCGCUGCUGGUUUGGGGUCCAAUCUACUUCCGCUUCCUCGGGAGGCGGAUCGGCUGAGUUGUCAAGCUCCCCGCUCUAGGCGAAGGAAGAGCCGCCAGCAGCAACAGCUGAAGAAGGUCGUGCGUCAUGUCGCCGCCGACGAUCUCUCCUCGGACAUCUGCGCAUGGCGGAAGUAUGGCCAGAAACCGAUAAAAGGAUCGCCGUAUCCUCGGGGAUACUACAAGUGCAGCAGCUCAAAAGGCUGCCCGGCCCGGAAGCAGGUGGAACGGAGCCAGGCGGAUUCGGCACUGCUCAUCAUCACCUACACCGGCGACCACAACCACUCCAUGCCGACGAACUACAACUCCCUGGACGGAAGCACCAGCUACGAGUUUCCCAGGUCGCCCUCCGACAGCAACCAAGAAGCCAGUCCUCUAUAUUCCGCCGCCGCCGCACCUGAGCUCUCCCCCACCACGCCGCUCUCCGCCUCCAUCCUCAGGCGGACAAAGAAACGGGAAGGCAGCGUGGAUGAGGCGGAGGUUGAAGAAGCAAAAGACAACGACGAGGGGGAAUUGCUGGUGGAGGACAUGGAAAUAAUAAGCGAGGACGACUUGCUCUUCCUAGCCGGCGUCACCUCGCCCACGGUGGCGGACAUGACCACGACAUCUGACGGCGACUCCAUCUUUCCUCUGUUGUGA
Messenger RNA from Zingiber officinale, 981 nucleotides. Its product is annotated as probable WRKY transcription factor 27. Bases 1 to 981 code for a protein of 326 amino acids. The record is from RefSeq and is a predicted model, not a curated record. The transcript has 3 exons. Gene Ontology annotation, molecular function: DNA-binding transcription factor activity; transcription cis-regulatory region binding. Lineage: Eukaryota; Viridiplantae; Streptophyta; Magnoliopsida; Zingiberales; Zingiberaceae. Gene Ontology annotation, biological process: regulation of DNA-templated transcription. Gene Ontology annotation, cellular component: nucleus.